Messenger RNA from Ylistrum balloti, 1339 nucleotides. RefSeq names its product calcium uptake protein 1, mitochondrial-like. The record is from RefSeq and is a predicted model, not a curated record. Lineage: Eukaryota; Metazoa; Mollusca; Bivalvia; Pectinida; Pectinidae. Gene Ontology annotation, molecular function: calcium ion binding. Gene Ontology annotation, biological process: calcium import into the mitochondrion; mitochondrial calcium ion homeostasis. The annotation marks the transcript as partial. Gene Ontology annotation, cellular component: uniplex complex. The transcript has 10 exons.
AGCUGUGUCUAGCUGUUGCUUCCCUUAAGAUUUAAGUCUAAACAAUGCCGUAAAGAGCUGCCGAUAACAGAAGAAAUUUAGAAUUAUGAGGCGAGAAGUACUAAGAUGGUGGAUGAAUAUAAUGAGAGGGCAACUUUUCCACUCUCAUUAUACAUCCAAAGCUGGGAUUUCCAGCAAGCACUGGCAUCAAGCUGUUUGUACACAAAACAGAGUGAUGCUGAAGCAUUAUGGUAGAAGUUUUGCUUUCAGAAAAAUGUUACAUUCUAGAGGUAUAACAACUACAUGUUCAAAGUGUGUAAAAGAUGAAACAUAUGCUCACAAUGAAAGUGAACAAGGCGCUGACAGGGUGAAAAUAGGAAACAAAAAGACCUAUGGAAGGGCAUGGCUUGGAUUGCUGUUUGGAAUUGCUUCUUUUAUUCUGGUGACCAAUCCGAUGUUGCCCUUGAAGACUACAGUCCAUGCCUCUACGGGAGAAGUAGAAAAACAGGAUUCUGCAGAGGUAGUUGAAGCAAAGGAGGAGGAAGACGAAGAGGGGGGUGAACAGACCGAAAAGAAGAAGAAGAAGAAAAUUGGUUUCAGGGACCGAAGGAUUAUAGAAUAUGAAAACCGCAUUCGAGCUUACUCUACGCCAGAUAAAAUAUUUCGCUACUUUGCAACAUUGAAAGUUCACCAGGAACAAGGUGACUGGGAGGUGUACAUGACUCCAGAGGACUUUGUACGUUCCAUCACUCCAGGAAUGAAACAACCAGAGGGUUUGGGGUUAGACCAGUUCAUGAAGUUUGAUCCCCAGAAGGACGAUGUGCACAGCUUGCACAACAAAGCAGAAUGGAAGAUGGGAGAGGAUAGCAUCUUCUAUCAGCUUGGGGAGAGUGGCCUCAUUUCCUUCUCUGACUACAUAUUCCUUCUUACUGUCUUGUCAACACCGCCCAGGAAUUUUCAAAUUGCUUUCCGCAUGUUUGAUCUAGAUGGAGAUGGCAAUGUGGAUGUUGAGGAAUUUCACAAGGUCCAUCAGAUAAUCCGUAACCAGACUAGCAUAGGCAUGCGUCACCGUGACCAUGCUGUAACUGGGAAUGUCAUGAAGGGUGUGAGCUCAGCUUUGGUCACCUACUUUUUUGGACCAGAGGGAAAAAAGAAGCUGACCGUACCAGUGUUUCUUGCCUUCCAACAACAGGUUCAAAAUGAAGUGCUCAGAAUCGAGUUUGACCGUUAUGAUCCUGAGGAUGGGAAGAUCCAGGAAAAAGAUUUUGGAAGAAUUCUUCUUACUUAUGCUGGAUAUCCAGAUAAGAAAAAGACACGCAUGCUGAAAAGAGUUAUCAAGAAGUUCAAAGAGGAACCACAG